CGGAUGGACCUGUGGGGUCAAGCGUUCGCUUUGUCGCUGUCAGCUGGGACGACUGUAGCGCCACCUUGAGAAGGCGGCUGCUGGACAUUCCAAAGCGCAAAAAUGUCGUCGCACAUCCGGCUGUUCCACCGGCGCAACCAAAGCCGCGAGCAGCGGCUUCUGGCCAUCCAGCAGGCGGCCACUGCGGCUAGCAGGGGCCAACAUUUGUCGCGGGAUAUGAAGGCCCUGCUCACCAACCUGUCGCCCGCCGAGCGAAGGCUGGUCGCCAUCAAGAACAACCUACAGGUGACACCUGGCCAUGCGGUGCCCUUCCGGCGAGUGCGGUCGCAGUCGGUGAUGUUCCAGGUUGAUCCCAGUCGCCGCAGCCCCGUGCGCGCUCGCUCGCUGUCGGUCAGUGAUUUCGGCGAGCGGUCCCGGCUGCAACACUUUGGCGCAGCGGAGCGACUCACGGCGCACGAGGAGGACGACCGAUUCCGGACGUACACGCGCCAGGUCUACGUCCUGUUCGCGGUGCUGGCGGCGGUUGUCGCCGCGGUCGCUUGCUACACCUUCCAGAGGAUCCGCCACCGGAGGGACCAACAGCCUCACGAUGCGACCCAACAGCUGGACUUAUGAGCAGUGAGCACCUCCG
Molecule: messenger RNA, 631 nt
Organism: Rhipicephalus sanguineus (brown dog tick)
Lineage: Eukaryota; Metazoa; Arthropoda; Arachnida; Ixodida; Ixodidae
Exons: 4
Coding region: 103-615 (170 amino acids)
Source: RefSeq, a predicted model, not a curated record